GGCAAAGAACACGUGCUUCUGCGAAUAUGGGAGAAGACAAGUCGGACAAAAGUGACAGUUCUGUCGGUUCAAACAGCAUUGGAGAACCAGAAUAUGGCUGCCAACUCAAAAUUCUGAAGUUAGACAACCAGAUACGAGAGCUUCAGACCCUCAUUAGAGAUAAGACAACUUCGAGAGGUGACUUUGUAUUUUAUGCAAACAGACUGAUCCGAUUGGUUGUUGAGGAGGGUUUGAACCAGCUACCUUACAAGACAUGUGAAGUGACUACACCAACAGGGGAACCCUUUGAAGGGGUAGAGUUCCUGCAUGGAAACUGUGGCGUCAGCAUCAUGCGAAGUGUGGUGGAGUUCCUGCAUGGAAACUGUGGCGUCAGCAUCAUGAGAAGUGGUGAGGCCAUGGAACAUGGUCUUAGAGACUGCUGCAGAUCGAUACGUAUUGGUAAGAUUCUGAUCAAAACGAAUGAAGAGACGGAUGAAGCCAAGGUGUACUAUGCCAAGUUUCCUCCCGACAUCAGUAAAAGGAGAGUGCUUCUCAUGUACCCAAUACUCAAUUCAGGGAACACAGUGAUACAGGCAGUAAGGGUUCUACAGGAACAUGGAGUCAAGGACAAGAACAUUCUUCUUCUCACUUUGUUCUGUACUCCACAUGGUGUACAGACUGUGAUCAAGGAAUUUCCAAACAUCACCGUGCUGUCGUCAGAGAAGGACCCAGUUCCUCCCAUCCACUUUGGACAGAAAUAUUUUGGGACGGAUUGACACGGUAUUCAUAAAUGAAUGA
Molecule: messenger RNA, 777 nt
Organism: Strongylocentrotus purpuratus (purple sea urchin)
Lineage: Eukaryota; Metazoa; Echinodermata; Echinoidea; Camarodonta; Strongylocentrotidae
Gene: uprt
Product: uracil phosphoribosyltransferase homolog
Exons: 7
Coding region: 27-755 (242 amino acids)
Source: RefSeq, a predicted model, not a curated record